Molecule: messenger RNA, 1542 nt
Organism: Eremothecium sinecaudum
Lineage: Eukaryota; Fungi; Ascomycota; Saccharomycetes; Saccharomycetales; Saccharomycetaceae
Gene: IPI3
Product: chromatin-binding/pre-rRNA-processing protein IPI3
Exons: 1
Coding region: 1-1542 (513 amino acids)
Biological process (GO): DNA-templated DNA replication; rRNA processing
Cellular component (GO): nuclear pre-replicative complex
Molecular function (GO): protein binding
Source: RefSeq, a predicted model, not a curated record
AUGGAUGAAAGGGUACUUUUUACGAGCGGAAUAACCGCAACUACUUCAUUUUUGCAUUCGUCAGGACAAUCAAACCUCAAGCAAUGUGCUACCUCAUCGCGCAACUCAGCAGUUAUGGUUGGCGACCGUUUGCUUGUAUCGCAGGCCAAUAAGGCACUUAUCAAUGUUUACAUCAUGAAUGACAGUAAUAAGAAGGAAUCAGUUGAGCAAAGACUCCCAUUGCCGGAACUGAUUAGCUGUAUAGCUGUGGUAGAAAAUAAUAAUGCAGUUGAAAGUAACUGCGAAAGAACGAAUGUUGAUCUACCGUACUUGUUGUUGGCUUCUACACCAUCUGGAAAGCUAUAUAUCUGGGAGUUAGCAUCUGGAAAGUUACUUUGUGUAAAACCAAUGUCUCACUACCAAACUAUUACAAAAAUCCAGGCCAUUGUAAAUGGGAAGUAUGUAGUGACAAGUGGUGCAGAUGCUCGUCUGAUUGUCUGGCAGACAAGCGAUUUGGUGUUACAAGAUGAACCAAAGCCUGUAUACAUGUUACAUGACCAUACCUUGGCAAUUACCGAUUUUGCUGUUUCCAACGCCCACAACAGUGACUAUCUAAACACUAAGUUGUUCACAGUUUCCGAAGACAUGUCCUUAAGAUGCUACCAGCUAAGCAAUGCUUUUGAACGUCCCCAGCUGCUAAAUACGUUUACAUUUCCGGUGCCAUUGACAUCAGUUGCACUAGAUAGUGCAGACAGGUGUGUAUAUGUGGGGACAACAGAGGGCGUGUACGCUCUGCCUACUUUCUACCACCUAGAUCCAAAAGGCUCCAAGAUCGUCAACUUGCUUCAACUGGGCGAGAAUAAAAUUCUCUCCAUCACCGAAUCACAGGAAGGAAUGUCUGCUAACCGCCAGGAGCUAUUCCAGAUGGGCACUAUUGUUUGCGAUAAGAUCUACCCAACGCAGGCAACCACCAUGCAGGUUUCAAUGGAUGGCAGUUUGCUAGUUGUUGGUAACACUCUAGGUUCCUGUUCUGUAAUUGACAUAUAUUCCAAGCAAAUAAUGAAGGAACUAGCGCCCCUGGUCACCAAAGAUGCCCAUCUGGGCCCAGUCAACAACUUGAUGGUCAUUCCAUGCAUUGCUCAUAGCGAAAGCCUGACGCAGACCGGCGUAAGCGGCAGUCAAAGUGCUAAAGUUACCAAAAUUCCUAAUCUGGAGAAGGCUAUUUACGAUAGGGAGGAUAUGCACAACUUAAUGUUCCAAAAGGGCAGAAAGCGUGAUCCCAGCCCAAUAUUACCAGUUUCCGAUUUCGAGAAAUAUAUCGACAAUGUAGCACAAGAAGAAAGCGUCUUCAUGCAGCUUGGUGCGGUGAACAGUACUCUAAAGGUUGUGGGCGAACAGUUACCGUCCUCCAAUGCUUCGAGCUCCCAGGAUACGUCCAAGGAUGCCGAGGUGGCCACCUUGAAAGAAACAGUCCAACAACUAACCGCUGCGUACAAAGACCUACGUGAAAUACACGAAAAGCUCUACGAGGACCAUGAAAAGCUACUACAAAAGCACAAAUAG